AUGUGUGAGCGCAGUCUCUACAGAGCGGGCUAUGUGGGCUCGCUUCUAAAUCUUCAGUCGCCCGAUUCCUUUUACUUCUCCAACCUGCGACCGAAUGGAGGCCAGUUGGCCGCCCUUCCCCCCAUCUCUUACCCGCGCAGCGCGUUGCCCUGGGCCACCACGCCCGCCUCCUGCGCCCCAGCUCAGCCUGCCGGCGCCACAGCCUUUGGCAGCUUCUCUCAGCCCUACCUGGCCGGCUCCGGGGCUCUUGGCCUGCAACCCCUGGGCUCCAAGGACGGACCCGAAGAGCAGGCCAAGUUUUAUACGCCUGACGCUGCUGCCGGGCCUGAGGAGCGUGGCCGUGCUCGGCCGCCCUUCGCCCCCGAGGCUAGCCUGGCCCCAGCGGCCGCUGCUCUCAAAGCCGCCAAGUACGACUACACGGGAGUGGGCCGUGCCGCGCCCGUCUCUGCGGCCUUGCUGGAGGGGACCCCCUGCGCCGCCAGCUUCAAGGACGACGCCAAAGGCCCGCUCAACUUGAACAUGACAGUGCAGGCGGCGGGCGUCUCCUCUUGCCUGCGACCUUCGCUGCCCGACGGUAAACCGUUGCCAUGCUCCCCGGGCCAGUUUUGGGCCAGGAACGGGAGGUGGGGUGUAGGGAAGUGUGUCUGGAGGGAGGGAGUCACUGGGGCGGGCAAGGCAACAGGGAACGGGCUGGACGACUUGGGUUGGGGCUGUGUUGCAGGCCUGCCGUGGGGGGCGGCCCCGGGGAAGGCCCGCAAGAAGCGGAAACCCUACACCAAGCAGCAGAUUGCGGAGCUGGAGAACGAAUUCCUCCUCAACGAAUUCAUCAACCGGCAGAAGCGCAAGGAAUUGUCCAACAGGCUGAACCUCAGCGACCAGCAGGUCAAAAUCUGGUUCCAGAACAGGCGUAUGAAAAAGAAGCGGGUGGUGCUGCGUGAGCAGGCACUGGCACUAUAUUAG
Talpa occidentalis (Iberian mole) is the source of this 960-nucleotide messenger RNA. It is a transcript of the gene HOXD12, whose product is annotated as homeobox D12. NCBI's taxonomy places the organism in Eukaryota, Metazoa, Chordata, Mammalia, Eulipotyphla, Talpidae. Gene Ontology annotation, molecular function: sequence-specific double-stranded DNA binding; DNA-binding transcription factor activity, RNA polymerase II-specific. Gene Ontology annotation, biological process: regulation of DNA-templated transcription. The record is from RefSeq and is a predicted model, not a curated record.